AUGAAAAUGAAAAAGAACAAUAAGUUUCCACUUGCCAAUAUUUUGUUCAAUUUUCUCAUAACCAUGGUACCAUAUUCAUGUCUAGGGCAAAACUCUCGACAAGACUACAUCAACGUUCACAACGUUGCCCGAGCCCAGGUAGGAGUCGGGCCCAUACUGUGGAACGAAAAAGUGGCAAAUUUUGCCCGUAACUAUGCCAGGCAAAGGGUCGGGGACUGCAACCUUAUCCACUCUACUAAUAGGCCAUACGGUGAGAAUCUUGCCAAGGGAGGCGAAGAUUUCACCGGUAGUGCGGCCGUGGAUUUGUGGGUCAAGGAACGACCCAACUAUAUGCAUACCUCCAGCUCUUGUGUUGGUGGGCAGUGUCUCCAUUAUACACAGGUGGUUUGGCGCAACUCGACACAUGUCGGUUGCGCUAUAGUUCGAUGCAACGAUGAUUGGUGGUUCAUCUCUUGCAACUAUGAUCCUCCAGGGAACUAUAUUGGCCUACGUCCUUAUUAA
Molecule: messenger RNA, 501 nt
Organism: Salvia splendens (bonfire salvia)
Lineage: Eukaryota; Viridiplantae; Streptophyta; Magnoliopsida; Lamiales; Lamiaceae
Product: pathogenesis-related leaf protein 6-like
Exons: 1
Coding region: 1-501 (166 amino acids)
Cellular component (GO): extracellular region
Source: RefSeq, a predicted model, not a curated record